Molecule: messenger RNA, 2066 nt
Organism: Drosophila guanche
Lineage: Eukaryota; Metazoa; Arthropoda; Insecta; Diptera; Drosophilidae
Exons: 5
Coding region: 287-1987 (566 amino acids)
Biological process (GO): G protein-coupled receptor signaling pathway
Cellular component (GO): membrane
Molecular function (GO): G protein-coupled receptor activity
Source: RefSeq, a predicted model, not a curated record
AAGAGAAACAAGCAAGGAAACAGCAAUAAUAACAGCACAAAAAUAUAUGCAAAAUAGUUCUAACUGUAAAAUACAGUGCCUUCUAUAAAAUAAACAACGUCGCUACCACCACCAACACUACCAACUACCAACAAGAAUCCCUUAACAGCGGGUGAGGAGCAGCAUCAACCCAGCAAAAUUCGUUCAGCAAAACACGGCACCCUUAGUAUGAAAUGAGGCGGCCAGACAAACGCAUCGACAACGAAGAUCGUACAAGGACUGGCACACGACGACGGCUACGCGCAGCAUGAACAGCAACAAUCUGCAGCAAUGGUGGGAGCACAUGUACCGCCGGCAUCAGCUCCAGGCGCACAACAACCUCGACACCACGGAGUUGCAUUACGCACUCCUCGAGCAUAACCAACUGGGCCCCGGCACACAGCCCAUUACCGAGCUGGAAAGUUCCGUCACGGACUUUGACUAUGGCAACUUUAGUCUGAUUAAUCCUUACGACCUUGACGCUGUUGCUGGCGGCGGCGGCGACUCGGAAAAUGCCAUCUCCUCUCUGACACUCCUGCUGCUGGCCGUCAGCUAUGGUCUUGUGGUCUUUGGUGGCGUUGUGGGCAACUCCACGCUGGUGCUCACCCUCUGCUCGGCCUCCUCGGUACGCCUGCGGAAUCCCUUGCUGCUGGCCGUGUGCAUUGCAGAUCUGCUAGUCACCGGCAUAUCGGCGCCUGUUACGCUGCUUAAUCUGGCCAUGAAUCGAAGGACAAGAUCGCUGCCGCUGGUGCUGUGCAAGGUCAUACACUACAUACAGGUCAUGCCCGUGGCGGCCAGCACCAUUUCCUUUUUCAUGCUCUCCCUGGAUCGCUAUGCCACCGUCAAGCAUCCUCGUUUGGCUCAGCUGCGGCAGCGUCGUUAUCUGCACGUGUCCCUGGCACUCAUCUCGUGGCUGGCCUCGGCAGCCAUCAGCACUCCCUUCCUGUUUGCCUACAAGAUCAUCGCCAAGUCGGUGAUCAUCAAGGGCGUGGGUGCGGGGAGCACAAAUGCCAGCACCACACCGAACCCAAUCAGCAUCAGCUGCACCUCCGACCUGGGGGCCAAUGCCAUGUUCAUGUCGUUCAUCAUCUUCCACACGAUAGCCGUGUUCGUUCUGCCCGGUGUGGGGGUGCUGCUGAAUCACUACGGCGUGCGUCGCAAACUGUGCGCCCUGUCGCUGACGGCUCGUGCGGCUCACGGGGAACUGCCACUGCCCAUGCCCAUACUGCGGCGACAGACGCACAUGGUGAUUGUGACGGGUUGCGCGAAUGCACAGCAGGCGGCCUGCGGCGGACCCACUACCGUGGACGAUACCUCGAAUGGGAAUGGCAAUGGCAAUGGCAAUGGCGGUGGACCAAUGGCCGUGAGUCCAGGCGACAUACAAAUGCACACGCUACAGCCACGGUCGGGUUCGGCCCUGGAUGCGGGCUCCUUUCGCUCCAGCAAUCCCAUAUCGCCCAGAGCCAUGAGGGAGAUACGCGCCCAUUCGCAGCGCCAGCGCAUACAUCGUGCUGGUCGGGGUCCGGCCACUCCGGGCAUACCGCUGCCACAGACCUCGACCCUGAGGUCGCGACGCCAUUUGGCCAACAUGCUGAUCGCCUCUGCCAUCAUUUUCAUCGUUUGCUGGGCGCCGCAUGUCUUUUGCAUAUUCUAUAAGAAUUUCGGCUACAAGCAAUACUGCAGCAAGUCCUCUGUGUACUUCAGUCUGUUAUUGGGAUACUUCUACUCGGCCAUCAGUCCGGUCAUCUAUUGGGCGCUCAAUCACAAUUCGCUACGACAAUCGCCCUGUGCGCCCAUCAUACGGCUGCGCUCCAUGCAGAAUUUUCUGAGAUCACGCUUUCGUACGCACACGGUGCCACCUCCGCCAUCGUCCACCAAUGAGGCGGCCCUCGGUGCAUUCAAUCCCAAACUGAUUAAGCUGACACCGAAACAGUAUAGAGCUCAGGCUUCUUCGCAUUAUCUCUACUAGUGUGAUACUAAACUAAACAAACAAAAAACAAAAAGCAAAACAAAACAAAACUUGAUAUACAUUAUAUGCAAUGCAUAUA